GAGGAAACACGAGGAUUUUGCCAAUGAGGCCAACCCACCGCGCGAGAUCGCAUCAACAGUUCCCAAGUUCACUUUGCUGCGUGCUAAACCUCGGCGGACCGUGCUCGUGUUGGACGUAUCAGCAAGCAUGCUCCCCUUCAUUAACAAGGAUGGUGCGAAUAGUUGCUAAACUAAGACAGGCAUGUCGUAACUAUCUGAUGGAAAUCGCGCGGGAAGGGGAGUACGUGGGCAUCGUCGUGUUCAACGGGACGUACGGCCCAUCGACGGAAGCCAUCGGUACAGCAUAUGUUCUCUCCGACCUCGUCCUCAUCACAGAUGAUAGCCGGCAGCAUCUUCUCGAUGCUAUACCAAAGGAAGCCAACGGAGCGACGAGUAUUGGAAAAGGAAUUCAGCUUGGCAUAGACGUUCUAUCGUCGAUCGAUGGACAAUCGAUCUCAGCAGACGGCGGGAAUCUUGUCGUCGUAAGCGAUGGCGAGGAAAACGCGCCGCCUUUGAUAAGUGAUAUCAAACUUAAUGUUACCGAUUUCGGUAUUACGAUAGAUUCGAUUGCGAUUGGCAAGGAUGGUUCCUUAAAGUUAGAAGAAUUAGCCGAAGCUACAAGUGGUUCUAUGUUCUACUACCCGACCGACGCGCCCUCUAACGCACUGAACGACGCUUUCAUGGAAAUUGGAAAGCGUGAAGCUAGUAAACGCGAUUUUCCUGCGCAACUGUUUAGCAGCGGCGACCUGGUCGACAGCAACGAAUCCGUGCUCAAAUCUAUAUUCAUCGACUCAACGGUCGGCGAAAACACGCAGUUUACGGUAACAUUCGACGGAAACGCGCAAGUCGCAACCCCAGUAACACUCACGGAUCCUCAGGGACACGUGUACAAUAGCAACUCGGCGGCAUAUGAGGUGGAUGUGGACUUUUCAUCGAUCUACAUUAGAGUCAAAGGCACCGCCACGCCCGGGGAGUAUACACUCCGCGUUCGUAACAACCAAGAAGAUAGUGUCAAUGUCACAGUCACUGUGACGUCUAGUUCAGCGGUGGCCGGCACUCGUCCAAUCACCGCCGACUCCAGCUGGCUCUAUGAAGAACUAUACCCAACUCAGCAACAGAUUCUGUUUACUACACUCUCGAAAGGUUAUAGCCCGAUCUUAUACGCUGAUGUCUUCGCCUUUGUUGACCUGCCUGGCAAUACCUCUGAGGCGUAUACUCUUACGCUUACCGAUGAUGGAACAGGAGCGGAUGCUAGCAAAGACGAUGGAGUGUAUUCGUCAUACUUCACAGGGUUUACAGCAAACGGUCGGUACAGCGCAAAGGUGUCGAGUACUAUCCACCAGGUGACGUCACAGACUUACGCAUCACCGACGUAGACAUCACGACUAGAACUGUGACGCUAGAGUGGACAGCUCCUGGACGGAGUCUUGACCAGGGGCAAGCCUCUCAUUAUCAGCUAUUCAUCAGUGAAGAUGCCGACGAUAUGAUUGAGAACAUCACGGCUCAGGCUACAGUCGCUCCUGACUGGCUAGUAGAAGGAAAUCUAAGUGUCGCCCUCAUUGCCCGAAGCCCGGAGCGGGUGACUGUCUCCAUUCCCUAUGAAGGUUUCGCCAAUCAGACCGUCUGGUUUUCCAUCUGGACUUAUGCUUCACCGGAUGGUCCCCAUAGCUCUCCGUCUAACUUGGCAUCAGCUACAUUAAAGAACCUCGGAGAAGAGGAUAAAAAUGAAAAGUCAUAUUUAGUUCCUAUUUUAAUAGCCGCUGGUGUGCUUGUCCUGAUAGUGGUCGGAUUAGUUUGUUUUUGUUUGAAUAGACGGAAAUUAGGUCAAGGCGACUACAGCCCACCACCGCAGGCUGUGUAAAUGUUUCAAGUCUGAAUAGCUAUUGCUGUGGUAUUACGAAUACACGUAGAGCGACAUCUCGUUGGGAUAAUGUGGUUUGAUGAGGAUAAUCAUAUUAAUCUAUAUAUUGAUCGUGUAUAAACUAAGAAUAACAUCCAUUCUGAAAUAAAUAACAACGAUUAUGACAAUAGAUAGAGUGCAUGCAGGCUGCUAUUCGUCAUCAUCAGAGCCUAACUGUAAUUUUCUCUUGGUGCUUGGUACUGUUGCUUCGUGUCUUGGCUUUGCACUUUGACUUUCUAGUCACUUUACCAGAAAUACAAAUCCGAUUGUAUAGAUAUUUAUUACAAGGUUGCAAAGGAAUUUUAACGUUUUCAAAUAUUGUAGGUGUAUAUAUACGAAUUCGUGAUCUGUAAUUGACUUGCUGUAUCGUCUUGGGACCCUUACAGUGUAUUAAUAUGUAUGUAGUAUGUUAGUUGAAUCAUGUAUCAUAAAUGGUUAACUCUAAAAACCUGUAACAACUAAUCUGUAAAAACUGUAAAUAUCUUAUAUAAAAAACAUAUGCAUACAGGUAGCUGAUUUCAUUUGGUGCGACGCGAGUGCGAUUUUGCAAAAAAGGUGUCAAGGUUUCUUUUAUAUUAUAUAUAUAUAUAUAUUGCAUUAGAGAACAUGUGACGAUGUUUAGUAAAC
Molecule: messenger RNA, 2506 nt
Organism: Priapulus caudatus
Lineage: Eukaryota; Metazoa; Priapulida; Priapulimorpha; Priapulimorphida; Priapulidae
Product: calcium-activated chloride channel regulator 4-like
Exons: 11
Coding region: 24-1355 (443 amino acids)
Source: RefSeq, a predicted model, not a curated record